Cavenderia fasciculata is the source of this 4011-nucleotide messenger RNA. RefSeq lists its product as uncharacterized. Gene Ontology annotation, molecular function: zinc ion binding. The transcript has 3 exons. The coding region runs from base 1 to 4011 and encodes 1336 amino acids. The record is from RefSeq and is a predicted model, not a curated record. NCBI's taxonomy places the organism in Eukaryota, Evosea, Eumycetozoa, Acytosteliales, Cavenderiaceae.
AUGUCAGAAUUAGUUACGUGUACAUUUGUUAGAACAGGAAAGGUAUUGGAAGUCCAAACAUGGUACGACUGUAAGACAUGUGGACGUGUUGGAAGUGCUGGUGUAUGCGCAAGUUGUGCCGUAACAUGUCACGCUGGUCAUAACCUUGGACCUGCCAAAAAUUCAAAAUUCUAUUGUGAUUGUGGAUUUGGUACUUUAAAAAAGGAUUUAUCAUCAUCAAAUAAUUGGUUUGGUCAAGCUACCACCAAAUUAAAUGAAUUCAAGACCAAGUAUCAAAGUAUCGGUUCAGAAGCUGCCAUUAAAUUUAUAAACGAGACCGAGUUGGUGUUGAUCCUUGCCCAAGAGACUAUUGGUAAUUUGACCAUUGAAAAGGAGAUUGAAGGUGGAAUCAAGGAGAUGACACCUAUGGUCAAGGCUUUGGAGGGAGGUCUCACCAGAAAGGACAUUAAAUCGGUCCAAAAUUGGAUGACUCAACUCACUGUCAAGUUUGUACCAUUCAACGAACGUUUCUGUCAGCUCAAGAGUGCACAGUCGUUUAUCGACCAGGUCAAUGCUGUUUGGUUACGUGUCGACGCCGAGUUGGGAGAAUUGAUUGCCGAACAAGAGAUUGAAAAGGCGUACAAGGAGAUUGAACCAAUGGUCGGUGCUUUGCAAGGUGCCAUGACUAGACAAGACGUCAAGUCUGCCAUUAACUGGACCAAUCAACUUCGUGCUAAAUUGGAUCAAUUCAGAGCCAAGUACUUUGCCUACCAACAAUCUGUCCGUCUCAUUGAAACGACCACCACCAUUUUAUUAAAUGCCGAGUCUCAGUUCCACGACCUCAUCGAAGAGGAAAAGAUUGAGAUUGCUACCAAAGAACUCGUACCCAUGAUCAGCGCACUCAAAGGUGCUCUUGAACGCAAGGAUAUAAAGUCAAUCAUCAAUUGGAACAAUGUCCUCCACCCCAAGUUCCAACUAUUCACCCAAUUGUUUGGUGCCAACCCAUUGGCAAUCCGUACUAUCCAACAAGUCACCGAUCUCUUGUCAACCAUCAACUCACAACUCGGAGACACUCUCCAAGAACAAACUAUCAAUGAUACCGUCCAAUCACUUCAAAUUACACUCAAUGCUUUAUUAGGUGCUUAUGAAAGAAAGGAUCUAUCUUCACUUGCCAAUUGGAAGAAUCAAUUCAAUGGUCGUUACCAAGAGUUUAAGAGUCGUUAUGGUGAUAGUCGUUAUGCCAUUGUAUUUAUUCAAAAGGCCGAGACAGCACUCACCCAAAUCCAAAAUGAACUUGGUUCGUUACUCGUUGAAAAAGAGAUUAAUGAUCGUAUUGUUAUUGUUAAACCUCAAUUACAAUCGUUGCGUGGUUCAUUUGAACGUAAAGAAAUCCCAAGUAUCAUUGCUAAAAAGAAUAGUCUUGUCGUUAUCCUCAACCAAGUCAACUCUACCUAUCCAGCCAAUGAAUUGGUUAAAUACUCUGUAUUUAAGGAAUGUCAAGACUUGUUUGUUAGUAUCGACCAAUCAUUGGGUGCAACCAUUCAAGAAAAAGAGAUUGAAGAUCGUGUUGCUACCAUGACCAUCACCAAAAAGGCUUUACAAGGUGCUAUGGAGAGACAAGACCUCAAUAGUUGUGCCAACUGGAAACGUGUACUCGAUCAACAAUACAAACCAUUCCUCGACUCGUUCCAAUCAAAUCCAUUGGCAUCUCGUUUUAUUCAAGAGACCAAUGAAAUCGUCGCCAAGUUGGACACUCAAUUUGGUCGUGACCUUUUAGAAUUGACAACUAAAAAGUUGAAUGAUAUUCAAUUAAAGUCACCUGACCUAAAUACUCUUGCCACUCCAAGUAGUACUUCUUCUCCUGCUACCUCUACCUCUGCUGCUUCUGCUGCUACCACUGGUGAAGUACAAUGUAAAAAUAAGGACAAGAAUAGAUUGAAACAAGAUUUUUACACUUGUUUAACAUGUGUAAGAGAUAGUUUUGAUAGUAACAAGAUUGUAUGUCCAUCAUGUCGUGAUGUAUGUCAUGCAGGACAUGUCAUGGGUCCAUUGAUUCGUGCAGUUGGUACAUGUGACUGUGAAAAGUUACAUGUUGGACCAUGUCAAUGUUAUGAUGUCAAACAAUACCCACGUCAAGAAUACCAACCUUUGGAUUGGGUAAAGAAUAUUGGUAUUGCAACUGACGAGGAAAUCAAGUUUAUCGUAACCUAUUAUGCUUACUUGAUCAAGAUUGAAACUCGUUUCAAGGAACUUGGUAAUGACGAUCGCGAAAAGAAAUUGGAAUACAUUAGUGGUUUGACAGACGGUGUAUGGAGUAUUGGUAAACAAUUGGGUAUCGACAUUGGUACUAGUACAACACUCAAACCAUUUGUUGAAGUUGUAAAAGCAGAGUUUGUAAAGAUAUAUGGUCGUAUUUUAAAUGAAUCAUGGAAGGAUAUCAUUAACCUCUACAAAAAGAAGGAUACUCGUAACAUGGUUCAACCAAUCACUGCUGCCAAGGCUAAUGGAGAUGAUGCUGAUGUUGUUACUAGAACUGUCUACCUAGACUAUUACGAGAGUAUUUUACCAUGGUUGUUUAUUCAAGGUACACCCAAAGGAAGAGAGUUGUUUAAUCAAUCAAAACAAAACUAUCUUGCCAACAAUGCUCUUGUCAAGGAACCAAUCCAACAUGUUGCAGACUACUCUAAAGACUCGGAUCAAGACAAACAAUUGUCUGAAGAGUUUUGGACCAAGUUUGUCAGUAUCACCAAAGACGACACUCCAACCUUUGAGCUGAUCCAACCAAUUGAUCAACUACUCAAAGAGUAUGAACCAAAGCUUAAACAUGCUAGAUCGUUUUUGGAACAUAAACUCGCUGCUCAAGACUACCUCGCACUCCUCAAAUCAUUUGAGAGCAAGAGAUGUGCACCUGAAGGAUACAUCAAGACUUUCUCAUGGGGUGACAGUGACCAAGAUGUUCUCAGAGCCGUAUUCAAAAAGGAUUGGACUCGUUUCUUUGGUUUCCUCAAGAAGUUAACUUCGAGUUGCGCCAAUGCAAAGGACCCACGUUUCACAUUCUUUGCCAACGAGUUUGCCAAGACUUCUACCGAGAGAUUAAAGGCCAAGACUAUCCCACUUGUCUACAAGUUUGAAAACAAGGGCAAGACUGAAAAGUCUGGUCCCAUCAUCAACGAGCUCGAAACAAACCUCAAAGGUGACAAGGAUAUUGAGACCAUGACUCCUCAAUACAAUGAUAUUCGUAAACGUCGUCAAUUGGUUUACAAUCAACUUGUCUCUAUUGACAAGGAGUUCAACAAGGUCUUGGAAACUCACUCUUUACAGUUCCAACAAUCCAUCACCAAAGCACAUUUACAACAAUUAAAGGCAACCGUUCAUACUAGUCUUGACCCACUUAAAGAGGUGAUACCAAACAUUACCAAAUUCAAGGGUACCAAAGUUGAACUCCGCGACUUUGACAAGGAACCAACCACUCAAGGUGUAUUUGGUGGAUGGCAUGUAACUUGGGACAAGGAGAUUGAUGGUGGUUCAGAUUACACUCAACUACAAGAGAUUUCAAACACCCUCCUCGCUCAACUCACUGCUAAGAACCAAAUUCCAAACGAUAUCUCCAAGACUGGUAAAGAUAUGCUCAACACCUACCUCAUCAAACGUGCAAGUGUACUAAAGGGAACUGGUCCAUGGUCAGCAUCAGGUACCAUCUCUGGUAUCCACAACUAUGAAACCAACCACUAUGCCAGCUCUGAUAGUGAGACCAUGUUGCAAUCACAAAUUCCAAAGGAGGCAAGAAACAUCAAUAUGAAAAAGGUACUCUCUCACUAUACCACCACCACCGAACACGUCCGUCACACCAACAUUAGUAUCGAUCGUCGUACUGAACAUUACACAUGGUCAGUCUCCUAUGUCAUCGAUAGAGUUGCUGUCUCUAUCGAUACCGAUUCCAUCUCUUGUCUCUAUUUCUCUUCUGUCAAGGGUAAAUCAAAUUCUCUCUCUGGUAUUCAUCAAAAGUUAAAAGAUUUAUUACCAAAACAAUAA